CACGUGCUCCUCCUCUCCUGUUGUCGUAGCAAACCAAUCAAUCUCUCUCUCCACCGCGCCUUCUUCUCCGCCUCCGGCCGGUCGAGACCAAUGCAGACGCGGAUGCAAACCCAAACAACGCAACAGCCUCCUUCACCGUUAGCCAUGUCCGCGCCGAGGAAGACCACGAGGCGCCCAGAUCAAGAAACGGCGGCCAAGGCCACGGAGGACAGCCGCCAGUUCUUCGACGCCGGGAAGCCGCCGCCUUUCCGCAUCGGCGACGUUCGCGCCGCGGUGCCGGCGCACUGCUGGCGCAAGAGCCCCUGGCGGUCGCUGUCGUACGUGGCGCGCGACGUGGCCGCCGUGGCCGGGCUGGCCCUCGCGGCGUCGGCGCUGGACAGCUGGGCGGCGUGGCCGCUCUACUGGGCGGCGCAGGGCACCAUGUUCUGGGCGCUCUUCGUCCUCGGCCACGACUGUGGUCACGGGAGCUUCUCCGACAACGGGAUGCUCAACAGCGUGGUGGGGCAUCUCCUCCACUCCUUCAUCCUCGUCCCCUACAAUGGAUGGAGGAUCAGCCACAGAACGCACCAUCAGAAUCAUGGCCACAUCGAGAGGGAUGAAUCAUGGCACCCGAUCACGGAGAAGGUGUACCGGGAGCUGGAGCCACGCACCAAGAAGCUACGCUUCACACCCCCAUUCCCAUUGCUUGCUUUCCCUCUCUACCUCUGGUACAGAACCCCCGGCAAGAACGGCUCGCACUUUCUCCCGAGCAGCGAUCUGUUCAGCCCCAAGGAGAGGAGCGACGUGAUGGUGUCAACCACCUGCUGGUGCAUCAUGCUCGCCUCGCUCAUCGCCAUGGCGUGCGUGUUCGGCCCGGUUCAGGUGGUCAAGAUGUACGGCAUCCCAUACCUGGUGUUUGUGAUGUGGCUGGACUUGGUGACCUACCUUCACCACCAUGGUCACCAUGACCUUCCUUGGUACCGCGGCGAGGAAUGGAGCUACCUGCGUGGGGGCCUGACGACCGUGGACAGGGACUACGGAUGGAUCAACAACAUCCACCAUGACAUUGGCACCCACGUCAUCCACCACCUCUUCCCACAGAUUCCUCACUACCACCUCGUCGAAGCCACCAAGGCAGCGAGACCAGUGCUGGGCAGAUAUUACCGGGAGCCGGAGAAGUCAGGGCCGCUGCCACUUCACCUCUUUGGCGUUCUCCUCAGGAGCCUCAGAGUGGAUCACUUUGUCAGCGACCACGGAGACGUCGUCUACUACCAGACUGACCACACCUUGAACGGUGGUAAUGACUGGGCCGAAAACGAUAAGCUCAAGUGAUGCACAAGGUGAACUAGUAAUAUAUUUCAAGUAACCAGCAGUCACAGAAAAAACGAAUGCCUGAUUGAUAGCAUAUAUAGCCUGCUGAAAAUAAAAUAAACGGCAAGGGUAUAUUGGUGCAGCUCUGCGACCACAGAGGAUGCAUUAUAUUGGUUCGUAGAUUUGGGUGGUCAGAUUCAGAUCAUCGGAGUAGCUAUCAUUACACAAUUGUGAUUUGUAAUAGCUUGAUACCUGUUGUUUUAGCUAUGGAGUUGGUGAGGUGUGCAAGUUGAAAUGUGAAAUGAAACUGUGCAUUUUGGCAGGGCACAUACAGCCAGUGAAAUUUGUACACACCGAUUACUAUUUCCAACUUAACAGACUGUCUACAGAGCAGGCUAGCUAGUUAUUCCGGCAUCACAAAC
This is a messenger RNA of Phragmites australis (common reed), 1712 nucleotides long. Its product is annotated as fatty acid desaturase DES3-like. Gene Ontology annotation, molecular function: oxidoreductase activity, acting on paired donors, with oxidation of a pair of donors resulting in the reduction of molecular oxygen to two molecules of water. Gene Ontology annotation, biological process: lipid metabolic process. The transcript has 8 exons. Bases 91 to 1311 code for a protein of 406 amino acids. NCBI's taxonomy places the organism in Eukaryota, Viridiplantae, Streptophyta, Magnoliopsida, Poales, Poaceae. The record is from RefSeq and is a predicted model, not a curated record.